CCUAGGCAUUGCUGGUGACCCCUGAUACCAUUCCAUACAGCCUGACAUUUGACCACCAACUGAAACCCAACCUCUGACCUCAGGUCCUGGCCCCUCCCCCAUCCUGCAGCAGUGACCUCACAAAGGCCACCAGCUUCUCCUCAAGCCUUGAGACUCUCUGAGAUGGCCCUGGUGAGCGCUGCUGUUGUAUCUGCCCUCCUGUCCCUGCUGGUCUUCAGGGCAUCCUCGCCCUGGGCCUGUCUCCUCUGCUUCACCACCUACAGUGAACGUGUCCGAAUCUGCCAGAUGUUUGCGGGGAUGGAGGGCCCCGAGUUCAACCAGUGUGAGGAGGCCUUCACGGCUGCCUUUGAGGGUCUCUCAGACAUGGAAAUCAACUAUGAGGAGAGAAACAACCUGCACGACACCUUCACACAGAUGAUGCACUCCCUCCAGGAGGUGGCUGCUGCCCAGGGGUCCUUUAAGGUUGCAUUCCCUAAUGCCGCGGAAAAAAUGAAGAAGGUCAUUCUGCAGCUUAAAGAAGUUCAGACCUGCAUCCCUCCUUGCGGAGUCCAGGAGAUCGCCAGACGUUUCCUUUGCCGUAGGUGCUACUCCACCCUCUGCGACCUCCCUCUGGAUUGUCCUGUUCAGGACAUCAUGGUGAAUCGGGGGGACCAGGCCAUGUUUUCUUGCGUCGUGAACUUCCAGCUGCCAAAGGAGGAGAUCACCUAUUCCUGGAAGUUCGCUGGAGGAGGUGUCCGGACUCAGGAUGUGUCCUUCUUCCGAGAUUUGCCGCAGGCCCGAGGGUAUGUGGCGCGGAUCCGCCCGGUGCAGCCCAAGCACCGGGGGACCUUCUCCUGCGUGAUCAAGCACGACCAGCGCCCCCUGGCGCGGCUCUACUUCUUUCUUAAUGUGACGGGCCCGCCCCCGCGCCGUGAGACGGAGCUGCAGAUCACCUUCCGGGAAGUGGUGCGCUGGUCGCCGCGCGACACGGAAAUGAUGGAGCCCUGGAGGCCCAGCCUGGGGGAGCUGAUCGCCAGCCCCGGGGCUCUGACGCCCGGCAACCUGUGUCUGCUUGCAGCCAUCGCUGCCUUCGCAUCAGUGGGUGCCACUGUACUGGUGUGGUGA
Castor canadensis (American beaver) is the source of this 1104-nucleotide messenger RNA. RefSeq names its product sperm acrosome associated 6 (gene Spaca6). NCBI's taxonomy places the organism in Eukaryota, Metazoa, Chordata, Mammalia, Rodentia, Castoridae. Gene Ontology annotation, biological process: fusion of sperm to egg plasma membrane involved in single fertilization. The record is from RefSeq and is a predicted model, not a curated record.